Messenger RNA from Pseudoliparis swirei, 4414 nucleotides. It is a transcript of the gene ano8b, whose product is annotated as anoctamin 8b. Bases 74 to 3436 code for a protein of 1120 amino acids. NCBI's taxonomy places the organism in Eukaryota, Metazoa, Chordata, Actinopteri, Perciformes, Liparidae. Gene Ontology annotation, biological process: chloride transmembrane transport. The transcript has 19 exons. Gene Ontology annotation, cellular component: plasma membrane. Gene Ontology annotation, molecular function: chloride channel activity. The record is from RefSeq and is a predicted model, not a curated record.
AGAUGCAAUCCUAUCGAACCAUUUCCCGGAGAAUAUCUUCUUCCUCGUCCGUCGCUCCUCGCUGAUCGAGAGGAUGCCCGACGCGGCGGCGGCGGCGGCGGCCGGUGCCACCGGCAGCACCGGCGGCGGCGACGGAGCCGAGGGCUCCCGGCACCGACACCGAGCCCAGCAGGGGGACGCGGAGAGGCCGGAGCCGGGCGCUGCCUCCGGGGUGCUGGAUAAGCUGUUUGGAAAGCGGCUGCUGCAGGCCGGGAGACACAUCAUGUCUCACAAGUCCUGGAUGAAAACAGUCCCCACAGAGAACUGUGAUGUCCUCAUGACGUUUGCAGACACUACGGAUGACCACACGUUGCUAUGGCUACUGAACCACAUCCGGCUGGGAAUCCCCGAGCUCAUCAUCCAGAUACGACAUCACAAGCACACGCGAGUCUACGCCUUCUUCGUCACGGCUACGUACGAGAAUCUGCUGCGAGGCGCCGAGGAGAUAGGACUGAGGAAAGGAGUCAAGCCCGAGUUCGGCGGAGGAACGAGGAACUUCUCCUGCGAGGAGGAUUACAUCUACGAGAACAUCGAGAGCGAGCUGUGCUUCUUUACUUCGCAGGAGAGGCAGAGCAUCAUCAAGUUCUGGCUGGACAACCUCCGGGCCAAACACGGGGAGGUGCUUCACAACAUCAACUUCCUGGAGGGACAGCCCAUCAUCCCGGAGCUGAGCGCCCGGGGCGUGAUCCAGCAGGUGUUCCCCCUCCACGAGCAGAGGAUCCUGGGCCAGCUGAUGAAGUCCUGGGUCCAGGCCGUCUGUGAGAAGCAGCCUCUAGACGAUAUCUGCGACUACUUUGGCGUGAAGAUCGCCAUGUACUUCGCCUGGCUGGGCUUCUACACCACCUCCAUGCUGUACCCCGCCGUCAUCGGCUUCGUGCUGUGGAUGCUCACCGAGUCGGAUCAGACGAGCCGGGACAUCUGCUGCGUGGUGUUCGCCCUGUUCAACGUGGUGUGGGCCACGCUGUUCCUGGAGCGCUGGAAGAGGAGAGGAGCCGAGCUGGCCUUCAAGUGGGGGACGCUGGACACGCCCCCCGAGGCCCUGGAGGAGCCCCGCCCCCAGUUCAGGGGGGUGAAGCGCUGCAGCCCCAUCACGGGCUGUGAGGAGUUCCACUACCCUCCGUGGCGGCGGCGUGUGUUCCGCUGGCUCGUCAGCCUCCCCGUCUGCAUCCUGUGUCUCUGCUUCGUCUUCCUCGUGAUGCUCGUCUGCUUCGAGCUGCAGGAGUUCGUGAUGGGGAUCAAGGAGAUGCCUCGGCUCGCUCGCUUCAUCCCCAAAAUCAUGCUGGCCAUCACUGUGACUGCGUGUGACGAGGUGUACCGCAAGAUCGCCUGCUGGCUCAACGACAUGGAAAACUAUAGACUCCAGAGUGCCUAUGAGAAAAAUCUCAUCAUCAAAAUGGUUCUUUUUCAGUUUGUAAAUUCUUAUCUCAGCCUUUUUUACAUCGGAUUCUACCUCAAAGACAUGGAGCGCCUGAAGGAGAUGCUGGCCACGCUGCUCAUCAUCCGCCAGUUCCUCCAGAACGUGAAGGAGGUGCUGCAGCCGUACCUGUACGAGCGCCACAAGCUGGGCGAGCUGUCUCUGCGGGCGCUGUGGGAGCUGCUGCUGGCCGUGCUGCUGAAGUACGGCCGGCUGGCGGCCGGCAGGGCGCAGGCCGCGGCCGGCGACCGGGCCACGCCGGGCCCCGGGUUGGGCCCGCUGGACCGAAGGGAGAAGUGUCUGAACGGAGGAUGCGGGGCGCCGGACGAGGAGGAAGGAGGCGAGAAGGACGAAGCCGACAGCGGCAGGUUCAGUGAAGGAGAGACGGAGGAGGAGAGUCUGAUCGACUGCGGCUUGAAGCUCAGGAAAGUCAGCUUCAUCGAGAAGGUGGACAGAAGGCCAGUGGGCAGCGGGGCGGCCAUCGACACCAGCUUCCUGGAUGACGGCAGCCCCACGAUGAUGGAGAAGGGAAUGGACCCCGCCUCCGUGUUCGAGAUGUGUGACGACGACGACGACAACGGCAUCCACGACGUGAAGGAGGCGGGCGCAGGGGGCGGAGCUACGGCCGCGGCGGAGGCCAUUCAUGGCGCCGGCGCUGUUGCCGGCGCCGCCCCGAUGCAUUCUGGGUCAGAGAGCGUCGCAUCACUGAGACACAGAAGAAGAGGAAAGAGCACCGAGAGACCGGAGCCCAAGACCAAGAGGGAAUCGUGGAUCGACCCCCCGGAGGAGAAGGAGAGUACUGCGCUCACUCAGGCGGAGAUGGAGAGCUGCAUGCAGACCUACGCUGACACCUUCCAGGACUACCAGGAGAUGUUCGUGCAGUUCGGCUACGUGGUCCUGUUCUCCUCGGCCUUCCCUCUGGCCGCCAUGUGCGCCCUCGUCAACAACAUCAUCGAGAUCCGCAGCGACGCCUUCAAGCUGUGCAGCGGCCUGCAGCGGCCGCUGGGCCUGCGGGUGGAGAGCAUCGGCCAGUGGCAGACGGCGAUGGAGGCCAUGGGCCUGAUCGCCAUCGUGGUGAACUGCUACCUGAUUGGUCAGUGCGGUCAGCUGCAGCGACUCUUCCCGUGGCUCAGCCCCGAGAUGGCCAUCAUCUCCAUCGUCAUCCUCGAGCACUUUGCCAUCCUCCUGAAGUACAUGAUCCACGUGGCGAUCCCCGACAUCCCGACGUGGGUCCGAGAGGAGAUCACUAAACUGGACUAUCAGCGCAGGGAGGCCUUCAAGAAGCACGAGCGGCAGGCGCAGCAGCACUACCAGCAGCUGCAGAGGAGGAAGAGGGAGGAGGAGGAGCGGCAGCGGCAGGCGGAGCACAUGGCGCGCAGGGAGAGGGAGCGGGACGACGGCAAGGCCGACGCCUCCGGGGACCACCACCACGAGAAGGGCCACGGCGGGAAAUCACGUUCUGGAGGAGGAGGAGGAGGAGGAGGAGGAGGAGGAGGGGGGGGCGGGUCAGACAAACCCAAGAGGCCCAGCUCCCUGAUGGCCGCCAACAACGUGAUGAAGCUGAAGCAGAUCAUCCCGCUGCAGAGUAAGUUCUCGUCGAGCGGCGCCCGCUCCCCUCAGUCCCCCACCGAGCCCAAGCUGCCCGGCUUCCUGAGCUUCAAGUUCCUCAAGUCACCCGAGAACAAGAAGGAGGGCGCCGCGGCGUCCGGGGCCGCCGCCGCCGCUAACGCCACGGCGACGGCAUCGUCGUCCGGCGCCGGCUCUCAGGAGCGCUCGCAGUCGCCCAGCAAAGCCUUCAACCCCGGGAAGCUGUUUAACUUUGGGAAGUCCGACGGCGGCCCGUGCGUGAACGGGACGUCGGACAGGCAGCCGUCCAAGGCCGACCUGAACGGCGUUCCGGAUGAGAUCCCCUCGCCCGGGGGGGAGGGGUCACAGAACGGACACGCGGCGGACUCCUCGGACCCGGCCGGCUCUAAAGUCUAACAGGAACAAACGAACACGAGAAGAAGAAGACGUGAUGUGUUUACUGUGAGGAGAGGCCUGGCCUGACCUCUGUGACCUCACAGGCUCCACGUAGAAGAAGAGAGAGGAGAUGGAACUGACGAGAGGCGGCGGUUGUUUUGGGGAACCUUUUGGCUGCGAGACACACACACACAAAAAAAAACUGGCUUUACAAGAAAGACAUAAGCCGUCUCAUCAUGACACACACACACACAAACACACACACACACACACACACACACCAAUCCUUCCUUGUCUGCAAUACAUAGAGGAAUGCAUGAGCUGCGUUUCUGAUAUUUUUAAGCCUUUAAAGCACACGGCUGUGUUUCUUGAUUUCUUCUCGUCAUAAAUUGCGGGUAAAAGUUAAAAAAGCUUCAAGGCUUUACGAGAGGAUCACACGUGAAGUCAAGAGAUCAUCCGAUGUCAUUUCAAACUGUGAGGAAUCUCUUUGGGCCCUCCACUUCUCGAUUGAAGUGGGAGAAAAAAUAUAGGAAAAAGCAAUAUGGAUCGGUUUGAAUUCCUCCCUUAAUAACACGCAUCCCUGAUGAAUCACCAGCUUUAUUCUCAAAGCAGACGAGACGUCUGACCUUUGAACUCUUCUUCCCGGGGAACGUAGCAGAUGUCGCUCCAAAAAUGAAGUAAGUCGAGCUUUCAAGAGUCGAGCUUUUGUGAACAAGUAUUUCUUCCAAGAGGAAGAGAGACAACAAAGCAAAGAAUAAAAAAUAAACAAAAGCAGAAGUUGAUUGAAUUUGAAGGCUGCAGUUAAGAGUUAAAAGAGUUGAAGGAGUCUAAGGAGUCUAAGGAGUCUAAGGAGUGACCUUUGCACUGACCUCUGACGCCCUGAGAGGACCAGCAGCAGCCGGCCUCAGACAUUAUGCAACAGCUGUGUUCUCCUUCCAUCUCCUCUCCUCUCACAGUUCCUCUCCUCUCCUCUCCCGGGUUCCUCUCCUCUCAUGGUUC